Molecule: messenger RNA, 726 nt
Organism: Miscanthus lutarioriparius
Lineage: Eukaryota; Viridiplantae; Streptophyta; Magnoliopsida; Poales; Poaceae
Source: the annotation of a GenBank genome assembly
AUGCUGCCCACCGGCGACUACUCUCAGCCGCUGCCAGCUCCGGCGCUCACGCCGGCAGUGCGCCAGCUUGACGACCUCCCGUCCGACGUCUUGAACAAGCUCCUCGCUGGCCUCCCGGCCUCCGAGGUGGCCCGCUCGUCGGUGCUGUCGCAGACCUGGCGCAGCCGCUGGGAGUCCGUGGCCGGCCUCGACAUCGACCUUGACGACCGCGUCCGCGACUGGGAGUCCGCGGCGGGAUUCCUGGAGCGCUGCGCGGCGCCUGUCCGCGGCGUCAGCAUCCGCGGUAUCCCGCUGCGCCUGUUCGACCGCGCCGACGGCUGGGUGCGCACCGUCGCAGGCAAGAGCCCGCGGUCUCUGUCCCUGGCGCUGCCCAUGCCCACCGCUGUCCCUUCCCUCUUCGCCUGCGACCCCGCCGCGCUGGCCGCGCACAAGCUGAUCACCCGCGUGCUGCCGACGCCGCCACCCGCCUUCACAGGGUUUCGCGGCCUGACAGCGCUGGACCUGGACUACGUCAUGUUCUCCGGAGAUAAGGGGUGGGAGCGGCUGGAGGCCAUGAUCUCGGCAGCAGCGCCGACCCUGGAGAAACUGCGGCUGGCGAACACCGCGUUCGACUUCGACCAUGUCGCCCCCGGCGAGGGCCUCCCUGGCACGUGGAUCAUCCAGGCACCAAACCUCCGGUGGCUGGAGCUGCGCCUGACGAUGGCCGGCGCCGGCUCCUUGAGCUAG